ACACAGAAUAGGACUCGGCUGGAACUUGCUUUCUCGCUCAUAGUUCCGGUUCCGACCCCGGGGCUCGGGCGGAUGGGGAAUCGCUCGAGUCUCUGGGGAGGCGGAAGGAAUUUAAAAGGGAUCAUUUCCGGCGCUCCUGGCGCUUAUCGCCAUAGCAACCCACGGAGCGGGGUGUGAUUUUAUCGCCGCAGUGCCACACUAGUUGGCGUGCACAAGCGGUCGCUUAAGACUGCGAGUUUCCGUGUAUAACACAAAACCCGGCGGCCUUCAGGGGCAUGGAGACAAGCUUGAGAAACCAGGCUCCAAGUACGCGGGAAAGGCUCAAAAAUCAAGGAAGCGAAGAGAACAGUUUUGGGGGCCCGAUUCAUGGUUGUUCAGGGCCUGGGGUUGGCAACAGAGGGAUCGCGCAGCGCAAACACGGUACGACACCAGCGGUUUGUCAGGCGCAAACAUGGACAAGAGCCUUUGGCAGCGCGUAGGACAGAACAUUGAAUCGCGAACGUGAGAACAAAAGGGGCAACUGAUUUUCAUCGCAGGGAGCAGAUGAUGCAGUGGCGCUGCCAUGACGUGUAUCAGCAUGUGGAACAACGUAGAGAGGACGUGAGCAGUGGGUCUAAACUGAGAGGAAUAAUGAAGCAACAAAUGCAGGGUCGGGAUCUCUGGCCAUUACUCCUCUGUCUCCUGAUGCUUUGGCAAGUUGGUGAGAGCAAGUGCAUCAAGGACAAUUAUGUAAUCAAUGUGAUGCAGCUGAAUCACUCAGAUCUUCCAUGGACCUUUGAUAAAAUAAAACCAGCGGUGGAACUAGGAUUACGUAUGGUAGAAAAGGAGCUGCAGGGGGAAGAAAAAAAUGUGACGAUCAGUGCCACCUACCAUGGCUUCAACACCUCACUGUAUGUCUCACAGGGCUGCCAUACUAGUACCUGUGAAGGGGUGGAGGUCAUCAGGCAACUCUAUGAUAGUGGCACACUUGGCUGUGUUGUCCUGGGACCCACUUGUACUUAUGCCACAUACCAGAUGGUCUCCCUUGACACAAUUAUGGGCCUGCCUAUGAUCUCUGCAGGAAGCUUUGGACUGUCAUGUGACUACAAAGAAAAUCUGACUCGAAUCCUGACUCCAGGCAGGAAACUGACCUACUUCUUCUUUGAUUUCUGGGCAGAGUCCAGAUUGCCAUUCAAAACCGGCUCUUGGCAAUCCACCUACUUCUAUAAGACGAAUGACAACACAGAAGACUGCUUCUGGUACCUCAAUGCACUGGAGGCCGGAGUCUCAUAUUUCUCUUCAAAGCUGACGACCAAGGAGGUUUUAAGGACUCCAGAACAAUUAAAGAAAAUUUAUGUAAACUCCAUUUGUCCUCUCCUUAUUUGUAUGUGUCUCACCUUCUCUUCAUUUGCCUUUGCCUGGGCGAUAGUGAUCAUCAUGUGUGGCUCCCCAGAUGAAAUCGAGAAAAUCCUAGGGCAAGAAAGACUGGAUGAAGACAUAGUCAUCAUUCUAGUGGAUCUUCACAAUAACAUAUACUUUCAGGAAAACACCACAUCCGCCAAUUAUAUGCAGAAUGUCCUUGUUCUGACGCUGCCACCACCCAGUUACAGACCGAAUUCCACCAAUUCCACAGAAGACUACCUGCUGAAUAAUGACUAUAUUGUUGGCUAUUUGGAUGGAGUCUUGCUCUUUGGACAUGCCCUGAAGAAACUUCUGAGCUCCCAACAGCUAAUUGAGAGUCCUAGUGUUUUCAUUGAUCAGUUUCGGAACAUCACUUUUAAAGGUGCACUGGGUCCAGUAACCCUGGAUGAAUUUGGAGAUCUUGAUGUGAAUUUCUCCUUACUGUAUACAACAACAGACAAGAAAUUCCAAACCCUUUUGGAGUAUGACACUCACCAGAAUAAGACCAAACCAAUUACUUCCAGCCCAUCUUUCAUAUGGAAGAACGGAAAGCUGCCUAAUGACAUUCCAAGCACCGGCCUGGACAUCCUGACUAUUGCUGUCUUUGCACUCACAGGGACCGUGGUAUUGGUUCUGAUCAUCGCUCUUCUGGUGUUGAGGAAGUACAGAAGAGAUAUUGCACUUCGGCAGAAGAAAUGGUCUCACAUACCACCUGACAAGAUUCUGCCUCUGGAGACCAAUGAGACAAGCCAUGUCAGUCUGAAGAUUGAUGAAGACAAAAGGCGUGACACAGUCCAGAGACAGCGCCAAGCCAAAUAUGACAAGAAGAUCGUGAUCCUGAAAGAUCUCAAACACAAUGAUGGGAAUUUCACAGAGAAACAAAAGAUAGAUCUGAACAAGCUCCUCCAGAUCGACUACUACAACCUGACAAAGUUCUAUGGCACAGUGAAGAUGGAUACAAUGAUCUUUGGAGUGAUUGAGUACUGUGAGAGAGGAUCGUUGCGGGAUGUCUUAAAUGAUAAAAUCUCCUAUCCAGAUGGCACUUUCAUGGAUUGGGAAUUUAAAAUCUCUGUCAUGUAUGAUAUCGCCAAGGGAAUGUCCUACCUGCACUCAAGCAAAACUGAGGUCCAUGGCCGCCUCAAGUCCACAAACUGUGUAGUGGACAGCCGCAUGGUGGUGAAGAUCACUGAUUUUGGCUGCAAUUCCAUUCUUCCUCCAAGGAGAGAUCUGUGGACAGCUCCUGAACACCUUCGUCACGCUGAUGUGUCUCAGAAAGGUGAUGUGUACAGCUAUGGAAUCAUUGCACAGGAGAUCAUCCUUCGCAGGGAGACCUUCUACACUAACUUCUGUCGGGACCAUAAAGAGAAACUUUGCAGAGUGGAGAGUAGCAAAGAAGUUAGACCCUUCCGCCCAGACCUGAUCCUAGAGGCAGCAGGAGAAAGAGAGCUGGAAGUAUAUAUGCUUGUGAAAAGUUGCUGGGAAGAAGACCCAGAAAAAAGGCCUGACUUUAAGAAAAUUGAGAGCACUCUGGGUAAAAUAUUCAGUAACUACCACAGUCAGACCAAUGAAAGCUACAUGGAUACUUUGAUCCGGCGUCUGCAGUUGUAUUCCCGGAACUUAGAGCACCUGGUAGAGGAGAGGACAGAGCUAUACAAGGCAGAAAGGGACAGAGCAGACAGGCUUAACUUCAUGCUGCUCCCACGGCCAGUGGUAAAAUCUUUGAAGGAGACUGGGCGGGUAGAGCCAGAGCUGUUUGAAGCAGUCACCAUCUACUUCAGUGACAUUGUCGGCUUCACCACACUGUGCCAAUACAGCACUCCUAUGGAAGUGGUGGACAUGCUCAAUGACAUCUAUAAGAACUUUGACCAUAUUCUUGACCAUCACGAUGUUUACAAGGUGGAGACCAUUGGUGAUGCGUAUAUGGUGGUGAGUGGCUUGCCAAAGAGAAAUGGCAACCGCCAUGCAGUGGACAUCUCUAUGAUGGCAUUGGAUAUCCUUAGUUUCAUGGGAUCCUUUGAAUUACGGCAUCUUCCAGGCCUGCCUGUUUGGAUUCGCAUAGGGAUUCACUCUGGGCCAUGUGCUGCUGGUGUGGUUGGAAUUAAGAUGCCGCGUUACUGUCUGUUUGGUGACACGGUUAAUACAGCUUCCAGGAUGGAAUCCACGGGUUUACCUUUACGGAUUCAUGUAAGUGGGUCUACUAUUGCCAUCUUGAAGAGGACAGACUGCCAUUUCCAGUAUAAACAGAGAGGAGAGACUUACCUGAAGGGCAAAGGAACAGAAAUUACAUACUGGCUGACAGGAGUGAAGGACCGGCAGUAUAAUCUCCCAACACCUCCUUCUGUGGAGAAUCAGCAGCGGUUGCAGGAUGACUUAGCAGGGAUGAUAACAAAGUCUCUGGAGAAAAGACAAAUUGAAGAGGUCUUGGUGCGUGAGCCUUCCCGGGUGGCCAGCUACCGAAAAGGCACCUUAGAAUACCUGCAGUUGGCCACUACAGAAAACUCCAGCACCUAUUUGUAAAACUGGAUGUCUAGUGUAACAUAAAAAACAGCUAAUCCUCAUACAGGCCAUGGAAGAUACUACAGAGACUGGAGACUGACAUUCUCAGGGAAAGCUAGAGGGGAAAACAAGAUCGUUUUCUUUUUGGGAAAUGUCUCUAUCAUCUGCCUUUUUAUCAGUGGAUGGGAUAGACCCUUUGCUGUAUUGCCAAAAUGUAGUUGCCUCCAUGCUUGCUGCAUCUUCCCAGUCACCUAGUGGUCAUGCACAUGCACCCAUGCCCAUGCACAUCUAUCUUGCUUUGGGGGAAAAGAAAAUAUGUAUUUGAGACUGAAAUAUAUUGUCUUAUAGUUUUAAAUGUGAUCAGCUGUUCAAUGACCCAUUUCCCAAAGUUUUCUCUGUGGAUUCUUAAUGUAUCAUGAUUUUAAACUUAGCGUUUCUCUUGUAAUUUUUUAUUUGGAAAUAAUGCAGUUUAAUAUAUUUAAAAUUAUAUGUAGAUAUGGACCAGCAAUUUUGUUUCUUUUGUAAUUUCCUCGCUAUAUAUUUUCAAGUGUUUUGUUUAGUCAGAUUUAUCUAGCUCAAGAAAUGGUGUUUGCCACUGUUUCUCUAAGGAGAUUACUCAAAUGUAUGGAUGGUUUCUGAAGCGUAUUUGAAUCUCUUGGGUCUGCAGAAUUAAUCUUGCAAAAAUUGGCUCUGCCAUAGUAUUUCUUUACUUCUGCUUCUGGCCCCAAAACCAGAAGCACAUAGACCACUGCAAUAUUUAAAAAUACAAUGUAACGGAAGAUAGCAUAACUUAAAGAGUUUCAUUUCAUCUUUUUUGUUUUGGAUUUUGUUUGGAUUUUAUCUGAGUUGGCUCAAUCAGAUGCUAAAAUGAACACUUGAUAUUAAUUAUAUACUUUAGCAAAGAGCCAAACCACAGUUGUGUAACAGAGGAGACAACUGGGAUUUCACUGAAGAAAUAAUCACUCGCAAGCAACAUUUUGCACUUUCUUUGCAUAAGUGUCUUUCAAACUCUUCUUCAUGGACUUGUAAAUGACCUGUAUGAAUGACCAGUGGUAAAGUACUGGUCAAUAUUUAAACAGUGAAACUUACUGUUCAACUGUCAUUAAUUCUAGCACUCUCUUUUGUAUGUUUUCCAAAAGCUUUUUUGACUGAGGAUUUGUCUAGGGAUGUAAGGGGGUAGCUGACUAGUCAACUACCCAAUAAGUUGUAUCAGGUAGUCGAGUCGACUACUCGCAUUCCCCUCCUCUUGCUGCCUCUGUA
Messenger RNA from Pelodiscus sinensis (Chinese soft-shelled turtle), 5136 nucleotides. The record is from RefSeq and is a predicted model, not a curated record. NCBI's taxonomy places the organism in Eukaryota, Metazoa, Chordata, Testudines, Trionychidae.